AACAACGUACGACAAUCUCCGAAACCACCCGUCUGUUCUUCCACGAUGCCUCCGCAAAUCAAGCAAGACCUUAACCGGUCUGGCUGGGAAACGACCGAUUUCCCAUCCGUCUGCGAACGAUGCCUUCCGGAAAACCCUUAUGUCCAGAUGCUGAAAGAGGAUUACGGCGCUGAAUGCAAAAUCUGCACUCGACCCUUCACUAUCUUCCGAUGGAAAGCCGAUCGCACAGCUCGACAGAAACGCACAAACAUAUGCCUCACAUGCGCACGUCUCAAAAACUGCUGCCAGUGCUGUAUGCUGGACCUUUCUUUUGGGUUACCUAUCGUCGUCCGUGACGCCGCCUUGAAAAUGGUUGCGCCCGGACCGCAGAGCGACGUGAACCGACAGUUCUAUGCCCAAGAGCAUGAGAAGGAGAUUGAAGAAGGGCGCGGAGCUGUAGAAGCAUACGAGAAGACAGAUGAGAAGGCUCGCGAGUUGCUGAAACGACUAGCACAGAGUGAACCAUACUACAAGAAACAGAGGCGCAUCGAUGCAGAGAGUGAAGAAGGGGAACGAAAAGCGCUUCCAGCACCAGGUGGCGGAUCUGGAGAAGGUUCGAAUAGCGGCCAUGUUCCUGGACCUAUACGAACGAGAGAUACGCGGGGUCUGAUUAGUGGCCGCGGGGGACCGCGACAAGUUCGGGGAGGCGCAGCUGCGGCACCAAAACCCGAAGACUGGCUGCCGCCCAAGGAUCCGAACAUUGCAUCGCUCUUUGUUACCGGCGUGGAAGAUGAUCUGCCCGAGCACGAGAUUCGUGCACAUUUUGCCCAGUAUGGCCAACUACGUUCGGUUGUAUGCUCCCAUCGUGCGCAUUGCGCAUACAUCAAUUACGUGAAGCGGCAAGACGCGGAAUCGGCAGCAGAGGGUUUGAAAGGCAAGGUGGUCAUCAAAGGGUGCCCAAUGAAGGUCACCUGGGGAAGGCCAAAACAACUUGAUACUCUCGAUCAGAAUGUACGAAUGAUGUAUGCAAAGGAGGGUCGGAAGAUGGCUGGGCCGAAAGACCGCGCAGACGCCGCACAGGGAGCCAUCGAAGCCGGGCCAGCAAGCGUGUCCAGCGCUGCAGUGAUCGCACCGCCUCCAGGAGCAGACGACGAGGUCAAUUACGCCAGUCUGGCAGGCAACUAAC
This is a messenger RNA of Periconia digitata, 1165 nucleotides long. The record is from the annotation of a GenBank genome assembly. NCBI's taxonomy places the organism in Eukaryota, Fungi, Ascomycota, Dothideomycetes, Pleosporales, Periconiaceae.